Heterobilharzia americana is the source of this 1250-nucleotide messenger RNA. NCBI's taxonomy places the organism in Eukaryota, Metazoa, Platyhelminthes, Trematoda, Strigeidida, Schistosomatidae. The record is from the annotation of a GenBank genome assembly.
AAUUGUAAUAUUACCUUUUGAUAAAGGAAUGAGAACCAUCGUCAUGAACAAAGCAGACUGUGUCAAAAAGGAACAGGAAUAACUAAACGAGGAAAGUGUGUACCUACCACUAGACCAGAACCCAAAUAAACAGAUGGAGAACCAAAUCCAAAGGAAACGUGAGUUUAAUAAGAACCGGCCAAAUCACAAAAGAAGAACAAUAGCAGAUGAAGCCAAACGGACCAAUCCUAUUAAGGUUUUACGGCUGACCCAAGAUCCACUACGACCAAUAGUUUUACUACCUGGAACACCUUAUUUCAACUCAUCGAAAGAAUUAUACAGAAAACUAAAGCAUCUCAUCAAUGGAAGUCAACACUCAGUUAGCUCAGCAACUGGUUUUCUAGACAAAAUAAAAGAUUUGAGGAUAGAUAGUGAUGAAAAGAUGAUAUCCUUCGAUGUGACUUUACUCCUCUUCAACCUACUCAUAUGUAGCCUAGGAGACGAUUCACAUUCUUCUGAAGAACGACCAAACCCUUUCUGGUUACACGAAGAUCGCGGUUCUGAACUGAAUGGAUUUUUUCGACCUAUGUCUCACGACCUAUUCGCAAUUCAGUUGGAAAAUUUACAAACAAACAAAAGGGAUACGUAUGAGAUCACCAGUAUCAGGACUGAUUGAUGAAGCAGUGAUGCAGCGGCUGGAAUCGGUAGUGAUCUCUCUUAUCAAACCAAAACUUUGGAUUCGUUCUGUUGACGACACACACUCGUUAUCCUCGAGGAAAAUGAAAUAGAGAACUCAUUCAAAUUAAUCAGCCGAACAUUUGGAGGAGUUCACUUUACAAAAGAGGAGGAUGCCAGCAACGAAACUUCUUUCUUAGAUAUCCUCAUCAGGAGACUACAUGAAGGGACUUUGCAAACUGAAGUGUACAGGGACAAUCAUCCUACAGUUUAUAAGAGAUGUUGUGUUCAAACACUGUUCGCAAGAGCCAAAACACUUAACAGUAGCUGAACCACUCCGGAAAGCGGAAGGAAAGUGUUUGUACGAAGUGUUUACAGCCAAUGUUUAUUCAAAGCUUGAUUAAUUUUUGUCAGCAGGACGGAAGGUUUGUAUUACCUCAAACUAAUAAACGCAGUAGUAUAUUUUAUAUCCAGGAAAUUUCAGAAGCAGUGGAUUGAUCGUUUCUUCUACUCGGGAUUGAAGUGUCACACAAACCAACGAAAUCACUAUGCGGCAUGUUAUCCAGGCUGAAGGACUAGUUGCCAAAAGAAGAUGC